CGGGCCGCACGUGGGGGCUCAGUCCGGGCUGCGCCGCGCUGGGCGCCAUGUCCGCCUCGACGAGCUGCCCCAUCCCCGGGGGCCGGGACCGCGGGCACGACGGCUACAGCACCACGCCCGGGGGCACCCUCUAUGCCACCACGCCGGGAGGGACCAGAAUCAUCUACGACCGCAAGUUCUUGCUGGAGUGUAAGAAUUCGCCCAUUGCCCGCACGCCACCCUGCUGCCUCCCCCAGAUCCCGGGGGUCACCACCCCGCCCCAGGCCCCCCUCUCCAAGCUGGAGGAGCUGAAGGAGCAGAACGAGGCUGAGGAAGAGAUCCGCGAUGAGGCCCAGUUCGAGAUGGACAUCUGAGCCCGCCCGGACGGCCCUGCCGGCACGAGGAGCCUCCCUGCGCCCACGCCCUGUCGCCGCCUCCCGCCGCGCCGGGAGGGGCGGAGGCCAUUUCUGGGAGCUCCCCGGAGCCCCCCGGCUCCUGGUGGCUACUGAUCCGGGGCUAGCGCGGGUCCCGUGGUGCUGGUGGGGAGGGGGCGCGCGGACCCCGCUGGAGGCUGGCCGCUGAGCCCUGGCCCCCAGUUUCUCCCGCGUCGGGGCUCACUGCUGCCCGGAGCGGAGGGGGUGGAAGUCGCCCCCUCAGCUGCUUAGUAAACCUGUUGAAAGAUC
Messenger RNA from Tachyglossus aculeatus (Australian echidna), 662 nucleotides. RefSeq names its product eukaryotic translation initiation factor 4E binding protein 3 (gene EIF4EBP3). The coding region runs from base 48 to 353 and encodes 101 amino acids. The transcript is spliced from 3 exons. The record is from RefSeq and is a predicted model, not a curated record. Gene Ontology annotation, cellular component: cytoplasm. Gene Ontology annotation, biological process: negative regulation of translational initiation. Gene Ontology annotation, molecular function: eukaryotic initiation factor 4E binding. NCBI's taxonomy places the organism in Eukaryota, Metazoa, Chordata, Mammalia, Monotremata, Tachyglossidae.